UUUAUAGAAGUUGUGAGGGAGGUGUAUCUGAUCUCUGUAUUUAACUCUUCCAUCGUUUGUGAGUGCUUUCACAUCUCGUAGGGAGAGGAAUGAUGAAGCGAAGAUGAACGCAGAGCAAGGGAGGGGGUGGAACAGAAACUCCCUCACCCCGACACACACACAUGUACACGCGCACACACGGACACAUAUCAUGUUUACUCUACUUGUACACAAGUAUACAUGUCCUCGGGGCCUCACACUUUCCUCGGACCAACACAACUGCACUAAACCGUUAUUGCAUGUCGGAGUGACUGAGUAUAGAUGUGGUCCUAGUCGAUGUGUGGUGCGUGUAAAGGUCAGUAAUCAGCACAUACCCAUCAGAAAAAGCUGGUACAGCUUCAAAAAGACAUUUUGCUGACUCACGGGCUGCAACUCUGCAAGGCGAGGUAACUCUGCGUGUCAUUCGCUGGUCGUCUGCUGAGCGAUUGUUUUGGAAUUGAGAGCAGCCCUCAACUUAUCGGAAAAUGUCAGUUAGAAAAAAAUAAUCACAUGAAAUAGAUAUGUGGAACCCGCUGACAACGUGCUCAAGCCAACUCCAGGUGUGUAACAGGUGUGCAUGUGCUGAUACCUGCAUGUGAACAGACGAGCGAUAACCGUAGCCUAGAACACAAACAGCGAGUUCACGAACUUCUCUGCAUUUAUAGUUGAUUAAUGAACAAACAACUUCUUAUGUGUGUGUGUGUGCAAGAGGGGGAGAGAGAGAGACUGCACAAGGUCCAGAUUACAAAAAUAAUUCAGUGACAAACUAAACCAACCUUUAUCGUGCCCCCACCGGUCUGAGGACAAAGGUCACACUCACCUGUCACACUGCACUACGUGUGGGGAUUGCUGGGACGCGUCUAGGCGUGAUUGUGUCUAGAUUGUGUCUAGGUGACAAUCAAAAAGAAAAGGGUCCACCUUGCAAUGUUCACAAGGUUUGCGCGUGCAAGAUUUCUCUUACAAUAGCUUGUGCAACACGGUUGUCCUCCCAGGCAGCGAGGUGACAUCCUGUAGAAUCUCCUUCACUUCUAAAAAAUAUGGAGCGCACAGAAAAUGAAGGUCCUCCACUGGUAGAAGUGGAGGGGAUGUGGUUUUUCAAAACUUUUGAAACUAAUCGACCAAUGAAAGAACAGAUUGACUACAUCCGGGGACUUGAUCUUCGCGACGACGACGUGCUGAUAUGUGCCUUCGCCAAAUCAGGUACCCACUGGACGUGGGAAGUGGUCAGCAUGCUGAUGGCCGGCAAGGUGGAGUACCGGAAGCAGGCGAAGGAGACGGUGAUGCUGGAGGCGGUGGAGCUGGAGGGUGUCGAGUCCCUCCCGUCCCCCCGAGUUCUAAACACUCACCUGCCGGUCAACAUGCUUCCCCGCCAGGUGAAGGACAAGAAAGGAAGGAUCAUCUUUGUCUACCGAAACCCUAAGGACAUCGUUGUGUCAUUCUACUUCCACGUCAGUCAAGCACCCGGAUGCUCUACCUUGACUCUUCAGGAAGUAGAAGAGACCUUCUCGACAGAAAGACCUCCAUUUGGAACCUUCUUCAAAUACAUGAAGGAAUGGGAUGCUUUUAUUAAAGAAAACCCCGAUUUGCCAAUUUUCAAAGCUUCUUAUGAGGACAUGAAAGAGGAUCCCGUGGGCUCCGUCAGAGAGCUGUCCGAGUUCCUCGGGGUGAAUGCCCCCCCGGAGCUGUGUGCAGCCAUUGCUGACGCAUGCGGCUUUCAGAAGCUGAAGCACGCAGCAGAGAAGAUGAAGGAAAUAUCUCCACACUUCAGCCGCCCGGACAAUCCGCCAGUCAAACUAUUCCGGAGAGGUGAGGUGGGCGACUGGAAGAAUCACCUGACGGUGGCCCAGAGUGAACGUCUGGAGGCCGCCAUUAAUGAACAGCUGGACGGAUGUGAUUUUAACUUCCGGUACACGCUGUAGGCGGGUGGAAUAGAUAAUUAGAUCAUAUGUACAUUUAUCGGUUAUCUUUUUAAAAAUAGAAAUGGCUGUUUUCUAGACUGGAUAGUACAGUUUGUAAACAGUGAUCAUGUUUCUAUUCAACUUCCAGCGUUCAACGAUUUUAAUGCUCUCUCUCUCUCUCAAAGAACAACUACAUCUUGUGUCUACAUGUUUACUACUCGUAACUCUACAUCUUAUAAAUCUGCAGAAUAUAAUGAUUGAAGCCUAUUAUACAUUUUAAUUAUGCUAUUAUAAUUGCUGGCCUAUGCAUAUUUUUUAACAUUUUUGCUGUCACAUGCACACACGGCUGCUGAGUUGUUGAUUGAAAUAAAAACAGAGACUGUCAAAAUUUGAACUUGUCAA
Molecule: messenger RNA, 2318 nt
Organism: Pomacea canaliculata
Lineage: Eukaryota; Metazoa; Mollusca; Gastropoda; Architaenioglossa; Ampullariidae
Product: sulfotransferase 1A1-like
Exons: 6
Coding region: 1056-1937 (293 amino acids)
Biological process (GO): sulfation
Cellular component (GO): cytoplasm
Molecular function (GO): sulfotransferase activity
Source: RefSeq, a predicted model, not a curated record